GGUCAAAGAGGAAAGAAUGAACAAAGUAGCCACCACUGCUCAUUGCUCACAAUCGGCAGUUGGCUGGUUGGUUGUCGGGUGGGGGGUUGUAUGGAGGAGGAGGGGUUGGGUGGGUGGGGGGUUGCACAGUUCAAGGUUGUGUGUGAAAUACCAAGACCAUGCAUAAGGAGUUCAUAUGCAAGCAUAGAGGAACAUCCUCUUUUCUCAAAAAGUAGUUUCUUUUGAUUGUACACACAAAGUUACUUGUGUCAGAACGUUUACUACUAGAAAUCCAAGCCAGGAGGCGAAGAGUCAUGGGAGUGAGUUGAAACUAGACCAAAACAACUGCAAGGGAAGGGAAUCAUGGAAAGGAUUUGAAAUGCUACCUGAAUGCAACUGAAUGGCUGGCUAUUGCCACGAGAAGGCAAACAGUUCCAUCGUGUAUGUGGGUUUGAGUUUUGGCUGUCUCUCCCGUCGAUGCCUUCCUCGGUGCGUGGGUUGUACAGCUAGCUUUUUAAUCACGACUAAUUCGUGAUCCAGAGUGACGCGCGAAGCGCGAAGGACGACCAUGGCACCACAAGAUCUUCAAGGCGACAGCGGCAGCUUUUCUCACCACAGAGUGUGGUUUGUAGCUAUUCAUUCUCUGGUCAGCAUGAGCUCCAUCUACAGCACCACUCUGCACCGCAUGGCCCAUAGGGUUGCUGCGUCUAGUAGAAGUAGAUUACUGUUGCCUGGAUUGGCGUCUUCCUCGUCCGAAUGGCCACAACAACGCCGAUGGCUGGCCACUCCCAAAAAGAAAAAGGGCAAAGGGAAGCGUUCGAUUAAUGGAAGUCACGGAUCUCGUGGUCACGGAUGGUACAUCAAGUAUCGGGAAGGUCGUGGAGGUCGGUCGUUGCAGGGCGAAUACUGGGAUCGCAAUCAACAUCACUGGGAUUUGCAACACUGGAACGAUGCCGUCUUGUCGCUAGGAAGUCAAUUUGUCUAUCUGGAUAUUGCCGUGGAACCGCCGACCACGGGAGGAGAUGUCGUUGCUGCUUCUCCAUCUGUGGCGGAAGACAGUGAAGAUAUUUCUGUGGCUGUGCCAAAGGAAGAAGAGUCCGAAGAAAAUGAUGCUACAGGUACUUCUACCAGUGCCGAGGCUCCCGAAAAAGACAAGACAAGUUUUACUGUGGAUCAACCCUCUAUUACCACGGAACGUUUGAUUAUGCAAGUUGCAUCCACCGUCAUGCCCGAGACCUGUAUCAAUUUUAUAGGUCUGAUCCAAGAAGCUGCCUACAAGAAUACCAUCUUGUAUCGAAUUGAACGAGAAGUGGGUAUUUGUGGAGGCGACGUCUUGACCAAUACGGGCGGGACCGGACAAUGCUGGCAAUCCUUUCCGUACGACAACGCCGUACCCAAUACGCGGAUUCGACCCAGUCCUUUGCGUCGCGAUUUGCCACCUCCGGCGGACGAACCCUUGGCGAUGUGGCACACGGCCGGAACUGUGGCCAUGCUGUGUGCCAAGGUCAACGAAAUUGACUCGAGAUUCAUUCUUUGCGCUCAUGACAGCCCUCAUUUGGAUGGCAUUCAUCGAGCCUUUGGAAAGCUCACACCCGAAUCCUUGGCCGUCAUUCAGGAAUGGCAAACAUCUGUCUUGACGUCCUACGGAAAACCCAAGAGUGCUACCUUGCGGAUUGUCGAUUGUGGGGUAUUGGAAGAUUACAAGCAGGAGGACAGUGCUGGAGGUAGUCAGGAAGAAGUGGCCGCUGCAUAGCUUGCCAUGGUAAGAAUGAAUCCUACUAUUAACGAAGGGAGCAUCGCAUCAAGACAUGAUUGGACUACAUGUACAUGUACAGCAAAGGCAGGCUAUGACAAAUUUUCAUUAUUGAAUACUGGACGGCGAUGGCUCGUUCCGCGAAGGCUGGUCCAACGCAUGUGUACUCGUACAACCAUUUCAUGCCUGGAGGCAAUUUCAUUCCAGCAUUCCAGCGGUUGGAGGAAUGACCCGUCGAUGUAGAUUUUGCUGCUGAGCCAGCCAGUAGAAGCAAUGGAGCCACAGCUGUGGUGGCAC
Seminavis robusta is the source of this 2029-nucleotide messenger RNA. The record is from the annotation of a GenBank genome assembly. Lineage: Eukaryota; Bacillariophyta; Bacillariophyceae; Naviculales; Naviculaceae.